Messenger RNA from Zophobas morio, 810 nucleotides. Its product is annotated as lysine-specific demethylase 8-like. The record is from RefSeq and is a predicted model, not a curated record. Gene Ontology annotation, molecular function: histone H3K36 demethylase activity. Lineage: Eukaryota; Metazoa; Arthropoda; Insecta; Coleoptera; Tenebrionidae. Gene Ontology annotation, cellular component: nucleus.
AUGGGGUGUCCUGAGUUCUCUGCUUCGAAGCCAAUUAUUUUACUCGACUGCAUUGAUCAUUGGCCAGCACUGUCCUUUCGAAGAUGGAGUCUGGCAUAUUUAAAAGCGAUUGCAGGUCAUCGCACAGUGCCCAUCGAAGUAGGAAAUAAGUAUACGGACGACAACUGGACCCAAAAGUUCGUGACAAUUUCCGAGUUCAUUGCCAAUUUCAUAGAAACAAGCGACGGCAAAAUCGGCUACCUUGCCCAGCAUGCUUUGUUUGAUCAAAUUCCCGAACUUAAGAAGGAUAUUGAAGUACGAUAAUGCGACUCCUUCAAAGAAACCAACUUCCUUACCUCGCAGAUCCCUGAGUAUUGUUACCUUUCGCACUCGGGGGAAACUGAAGGAGAACCCAUAGUGAAUGCUUGGUUUGGCCCUGGUGGAACCGUUUCUCCCCUUCACCAAGAUCCAUAUCAUAACUUGUUCGCUCAGGUAGUUGGUACUAAGUACUUACGAAUUUAUGACGAAAAGUUUAGUUUGUGUAUGUACCCGUAUGAGGCAAACUCUCUACUAAGCAACACCAGUCGUGUGAACCUUGAAGUUUUCGAUGCCGCGGACUUUCCUUUGUUUCCAACGGCGCCUUUUCGCGAUUGCAUCCUAAAAGAGGGCGAGCUGCUUUAUAUACCGCCUCGCCACUGGCAUUUCGUAAAGUCCCUUGAAACGAGUUUCUCUUGCAGUUUUUGGUGGGACGGCUAGCCUUUAGUUGAGUGAGAGGUCAAGCAGAAUAAAGAAGAAACUCUGAGCAAACUUUUUUUAUUCUUUAAAGGAUGU